AUGAACAAAGCGACGAUUGCCCUCACCUUCCUCUUUGUCUUUGCCGCCUCGACGGCGAUCGCAGAACCGCUCGUCUCGAUGUCGGGCGGCAAAGCUAGCCCCGGCGUGGUCACCGCCUGGAGCGGCGCCGGAAAGAAGAUCGAACUCACCCUCAAGGACGGUCAAAGCCAAGGUGAAGGGCGGCAAAGUCCUCGUCACGGUGGGCAACGCGUUGCGGAGGUUUUGAAAUCACACGGCGUCGAGGCGCUCUUCACCCUGGUGGGCGGACACAUUUCGCCCAUCCUGGUCGAAAGCAAACGCCGUGGCAUCCGCGUCAUCGAUACCCGGCACGAGGUCAAUGCGGUCUUCGCCGCCGACGCAUGGUCGCGGCUCACCGGCGUACCAGGCGUCGCUGCCGUAACUGCCGGGCCCGGCGUGACCAACGCGAUCACCGCGAUCAAAAACGCCCAACUCGCACAGGUUCCACUCGUGCUGAUCGGCGGCGCCACCGCGACGAUGCUUCGUGGCCGCGGUUCGCUUCAAGACAUCGACCAGACGGCACUCAUCGCCCCGCAUGUGAAGUUCGCCGCGCGACCCAACACACUUCGUGAAGUCGUCCCCGCAUUGGAGCGCGCGUUCGAAGAAUCACAAAGCGGCGUGCCGGGUCCGGUCUUCGUCGAGCUCGCCGUUGACCUCCUCUACCCCGAGGCGACCGUCCGCGAGUGGUACAAAGCGAAGACGGACAAGGCGGACAAGAAGCUCGUCGAUCACGCCACGAGCCUCUACAUCAAAGGCCACCUCAAAUACCUCUUCUCUGAAGUCAGCGGUCCCGUCAUUCACUCCCCCGCCGCACCGCCGCCCACCGUUCCGUCCAAUCCCGACGUGCGUAGCGCGGUAAAACUUCUCGACGGUGCGAAGAAGCCACUGAUGGUGAUCGGCAGUCAGGCAAUGCUGAACCCAUCGAAGGUCGGCGAGUUGAUCGCAGCCAUCGAGCGGAUCGGUGCACCGGUUUACCUGUCCGGAAUGGCGCGCGGUCUUCUCGGCAAAAAGCACCCGCUGCUCAUGCGCCACAAACGCCGCAUCGCACUUCGCGCGGCGGACGUUGUGGUGUUGUGCGGCGUCCCCUGCGACUUCCGGCUCGACUACGGUAGCCACGUCGCGCGCGCGAAAGUCGUGGGCAUCAAUCUCAGCGAAGACGACCUGAAGAAGAACCGAAAGCCAGACCUCGGUAUCCUCGCCGACCCGGUUACGGUCCUGACGAGCGUCGCGCGACUCGUCGGCGAAGCGCCCUCACGCACCGCGUGGUUCGAAUCACUUCGUGAACGAGAGGGCGCCCGCGAAACCGAGAUCGACACCUUCGAAAAGAUCGACACCGGCAGCAUCAAUCCCAUCGCCUUAUGUCGUGCGAUCGAUCGGCACCUCACCGACGACGCCGUGUUGAUCGGCGACGGCGGUGAUUUCGUAGCCACGGCUUCGUACACCCUGAGCCCACGCCAACCGUUGUGCUGGCUAGACCCGGGCGUGUUCGGAACCCUGGGUGUCGGCGCAGGAUUCGCGUUGGCGGCCAAGGCGUACCGCAAAGACUCGGACGUUUGGAUCAUCUACGGCGACGGCGCCGCCGGCUUCUCGAUCAUGGAGUUCGACACGUACGCUCGCCACGGCAUUCCGGUGAUCGCGGUGGUCGGCAACGACGCUUGUUGGACCCAAAUCGAACGCGACCAAACGCCUACGCUCGGCGACAACGUCGCCUGCAUGCUCACGCAUAUGGACUACCAAACCGUCGCGGAAGGCUGCGGCGCCAAGGGCAUUCGGGUCGAAUCACCCGAUGAGAUCGACGCUGCGUUGAAGCAAGCGCUCGAGUGGUCGCGGGCCGGUCAUCCCGUGUUGAUCAACGCAAUCAUCGGGAAGUCGGACUUCCGCAAGGGUUCGAUUUCGAUCUGA
This is a messenger RNA of Nerophis lumbriciformis (worm pipefish), 1920 nucleotides long. NCBI's taxonomy places the organism in Eukaryota, Metazoa, Chordata, Actinopteri, Syngnathiformes, Syngnathidae. The record is from RefSeq and is a predicted model, not a curated record.